AUGAGCUCGAACGCCGGCGAGAAGGGUGUUGUGAAUGGAUCGACCUCUCCAUCUCCAUCGGGCGGUCGGGUUUCCCCGUCGGAUCACUUCUCGACAAAUAUCAAUGAUUUGCGGAAAAAACGAGAGAAAUCGUGUACUCGAACGAUGGCUGUGCUGUGCUCGGUGCUGGCCACAGUGUUCCUCUUCUCGACGAUCGCUCUCGCCAUUGUGAUCGGAGUACAAUCGACAAAGGGUGACAACAAAGAAAUUGCCAGCGAGUACUCGGGUCGUCGUUCUCGUUUGGAUUGGCCAUUUCCAUCAGGCUCUCUUCACGCGCAUUAUCGACGAGCCGCCGUCGCCGCCGAUCAUGGAUUAUGCUCAGAAGCUGGAAGAGACGUUUUAAUGGAAAGCGGAAAUGCUGUCGAUUCGAUGAUCGCCACUCUGUUGUGUGUUGGUGUGGUGAAUCCACAAUCAUCGGGAUUGGGUGGAGGAUUUCUGAUGACAUUGUAUAAUAGCUCAACCGGUCGUUGCAUUAGCAUCAACGCUAGGGAAACUGCUCCAGCCGCAGCUCACAAGAACAUGUUUGUCACCAAUGCAAACGAAUCAUCCACUGGUUACCGAUCAAUUGCUGUGCCGUCAGAGUUGCACGGUUUUUGGACGACUUUCACGCGUUUCGGAUCGGGAAAGGUAACUUGGCAACGCCUCUUCCAACCAGCCAUCAAAUUAGCGAGAAACGGAUUUCCCGUGUCGGCGAAUUUAGCCCUGAUUCUCUCGGAUAAAGAACAAGAAAUACUCGAUGAACCAACUAUGAAAUCAAUUUUCGUCAACUCGGAUACCGGUCGCGUUUAUGAGGAAGGCGAUAUCAUGAAGAGAGGACGGCUGGCUGACACGUUGAGGGAACUCUCCGAGGCAGCCGAUCCGAUCGAUCUCUUCUAUCGAGGCGGUUUCGCGCAAACGAUCGUCACCGAAAUCAAGGACAAAGGUGGAAUCAUCACUCUCCAAGAUCUCGCGAACUACAAGACUGACGUCGACGAGACGCCAAUCGAGAGCGAAGAGUUGCCCGGAGAGUUGGCAAUGUGUGGACCGCCACCGCCGAGCUCGUUUGUCAUCACACAGAGUAUCAUCGCCGUAAUGGCCGAAUUCUACGCGCAUCAGAACGUUGAUUUGGACGAUCCGUUGGUGUAUCACCGGUUGAUCGAGGCUGAGAAAUUCGCUUAUGCUCAGCGCACGAAACUCGGCGAUAUCGCUUUCGUGCAAUCGGCCAACGAACUCGUUAGGAACAUGACGCAAAAGCAUUACAUCAAGAAGAUUAAAUCGAUGAUUACCGACGGAUCACACGAAAGGAGUUAUUAUUUGGGUGACAACACAACACAGCCACCAGAUCACGGAACAUCACAUGUAUCAAUUGUGGAUGCGUCUGGGAAUGCCGUCUCCACCACUUCGACCAUCAAUCUUUACUUCGGCUCAAUGCGCGCCUCGCCAACACUUGGAAUUAUUUGGAAUGACGAGAUGGACGAUUUCUCCACUCCAGGACAAUCAAACGCUUUCGGUUUUGCCGCCUCUGAAACGAAUUUCAUCGAGCCAGGGAAACGGCCGAUGUCCUCGAUGAGCCCGGCUGUGAUUUACAAUAAAAAUGAUAAUCAGGUUCGAAUGGUUGUCGGUGCCUCGGGCGGAUCAUUCAUCAUCUCAACCGUCGCUCAAACCGUCAUCCGAACGCUGCUCUUCAAUCAAACGAUAAAGGAAGCCGUCGACGCUCCCCGAAUUCACAAUCAGUAUUUACCGCAUCGCACUGAUUUCGAGCAUUCGUUUCCAAAGGUGAUCAUCGACAAAUUGAGAUCUCAAUACGGCCAAACGAUGAACCCGGUGGUGAAACAGAAAUCAGUGGCCCAGGCGCUGGAGGUCCUAGACGACGGCUUCGUGCACGGGAAUAGCGAUUUCCGUCGAGCCACCUCCACCUAUCCAGCUGGAUAC
This is a messenger RNA of Mesorhabditis belari, 1950 nucleotides long. The record is from the annotation of a GenBank genome assembly. NCBI's taxonomy places the organism in Eukaryota, Metazoa, Nematoda, Chromadorea, Rhabditida, Rhabditidae.